AUACACAUAUAUAUAUAUAGAGAGAGAGAGAGUCCAGUACUUAUGCGUGGAAAGCUACAGGUUGGGAAGAAAGAGAGGAAUGGGAUCUCAAAGUAGGGCUAUGCAGGCAGGCGUGGGAGGUCUGGAUGGCGGAGGAGUAGCAGCCGGCAGCCGCAUAGUUGUAGCAGAUCCACCUCCCUCGCAGACCACCAACAGUGAGGCAGCACCACCGCAUACUUCCGACGAGGAUCAGAAAUUGAGGAACACAGCAAAUAGGCAAGCUUCUAUUGCAAUGGGACAGUAUAGUGGUGAUGAAUAUGUGUCAGUUGGUGAAGUGCCUCUUCCUAGGGCAGAUAACUUGAAGAGAGUUUCGGUUCUGCCCCUUGUCUUCCUAAUCUUCUAUGAGGUUUCUGGGGGGCCGUUUGGAGUCGAGGACGCUGUUGGUGCUGCUGGUCCUCUUUUAGCCCUUCUAGGGUUCUUGGUCUUUCCGUUCAUAUGGAGUGUUCCUGAGGCAUUAAUAACAGCCGAGAUGGGUACCAUGUUCCCUGAGAAUGGUGGUUACGUGGUUUGGGUUUCGGCUGCUUUGGGUCCUUAUUGGGGGUUUCAGCAAGGUUGGAUGAAAUGGCUAAGUGGGGUUAUUGAUAAUGCUCUCUAUCCGGUUCUGUUUCUUGACUAUUGGAAGUCGGCAAUCCCGGCUUUAGGUGGUGGUUUACCAAGAGUCCUAGCGGUGUUAGCUUUGACCAUUGUCCUCACUUACAUGAACUAUAGGGGUUUAGCCAUUGUGGGAUGGCUUGCGGUUCUAUUAGGGAUAUUCUCAAUUCUUCCUUUUGUGGUUAUGGGACUUGUGGGAAUUCCAAAACUGAAGCCUUCCCGAUGGUUAGAGGUAAACCUACAUGAUGUGGACUGGAAUUUGUAUUUGAACACUUUGUUUUGGAAUCUAAAUUAUUGGGACUCUAUAAGCACACUUGCGGGUGAGGUGGACAACCCGAAGAGAACUCUUCCAAAGGCUCUGCUUUAUGCUUUGAUAUUGGUAGUGCUUGGGUAUUUCUUCCCACUUUUAAUUGGCACCGGGGCUGUUCCAGUCAACCGUGAGUUGUGGACUGAUGGGUAUUUCUCGGAUAUUGCCAAAAUUCUUGGAGGAGUUUGGUUGAGAUGGUGGAUCCAAGGAGCUGCAGCAAUGUCAAAUAUGGGGAUGUUUGUAGCUGAGAUGAGCAGUGACUCUUUCCAACUUCUGGGAAUGGCUGAAAGAGGGAUGCUGCCUGAAUUCUUUGCUAAGAGGUCUCGAUAUGGAACUCCUCUGAUAGGGAUUUUAUUCUCAGCUUCUGGUGUCCUCUUGCUAUCGUGGCUGAGCUUCCAAGAAAUUGUAGCUGCAGAGAAUUUCUUGUACUGUUUUGGAAUGAUUUUGGAGUUCAUGGCUUUUGUAUGGUUACGGAUAAAACACCCUGCUGCAUCUCGGCCUUACAAGAUACCCAUGGGGACAGUUGGAGCCAUUCUUAUGUGUAUUCCUCCAACCAUAUUGAUUUGUGCUGUAUUGGCUCUUUCUACGCUCAAAGUAUUUCUUGUAAGUAUGGUUGCAGUGGUAAUUGGCCUUGUGAUGCAGCCCAGUCUCAAGUAUGUGGAGAGAAAGAGAUGGAUCAAGUUCUCCACUAGUUCUGACCUCCCAGAUCUUCAUGGUAAUAUUCGGAACAGUAAUGAUCCCUUAAUAGAUUAGUGCAUUUCCAUCCAGCAAAGAAAGUGAAGGGAAGUGGACAGCGGGGUGAAUGGAAUCCUAUACAUAAAUCAGUUCGUGCAGCCUAUUUUCCACACCCUUUCUUGAAAAUAAGCGCAUACAAUAUUCCAUGAUGGUGCUAAGCUGUUGGGUAGUAAUCCUUAUGCCACACUGAUCAAGUUGGCAGAGUCUCUAUUGAAACAAGAAUGCAAAGGUAGCAUUCUAACUAAUAUGCUCAUUUGCUUGUUUCAAUGCUGUGGUUACUCGCUGUUUAUCAUCUUUGUUUUUAGAUUGAUGAUAGAUGGAAGGGAUGAUUUAAAAUUUAGACAUUACUGAAUGUGUAAGGAAAACGUAGAUUUGCUCAGAGUAAAUUUUAGUAUUGUGUCUUCUAUAAUUAAUUCCCGAUUUCGUUAGACAUAAUCUUGUAAUGAAGGAUUGCGGUUCUGGUAAUCUCUGAAACAAGCUUU
Messenger RNA from Corylus avellana, 2154 nucleotides. Its product is annotated as putative polyamine transporter At1g31830. Gene Ontology annotation, molecular function: transmembrane transporter activity. Gene Ontology annotation, biological process: transmembrane transport. Gene Ontology annotation, cellular component: membrane. NCBI's taxonomy places the organism in Eukaryota, Viridiplantae, Streptophyta, Magnoliopsida, Fagales, Betulaceae. The record is from RefSeq and is a predicted model, not a curated record.